Molecule: messenger RNA, 1077 nt
Organism: Nerophis lumbriciformis (worm pipefish)
Lineage: Eukaryota; Metazoa; Chordata; Actinopteri; Syngnathiformes; Syngnathidae
Product: Kruppel-like factor 1
Biological process (GO): regulation of transcription by RNA polymerase II
Molecular function (GO): RNA polymerase II cis-regulatory region sequence-specific DNA binding; DNA-binding transcription factor activity, RNA polymerase II-specific
Source: RefSeq, a predicted model, not a curated record
AUGUCUCCAACUCUGUCACUGGCACUCGGCUCGCCGCGUCAAGAGACGUCAGCAACACGGGGGAGCAGCUCAGCUAAGUCCACUCAUCUGCCAGGCGGCGGAGAGGAGUUACCCGAGAAGCCGAACAGCCGCCAUUACGACCACGGCGCCGACUUACCGACGACCCGGACCAACUUACCUUUCACAGGCCGCGUAGCUGCUCCCGAUCCCGGCGUGGAGUUUGUCGAAUUGGUCGUGUUUGUGUGGAAUUCCGAUGGCGGCUCGCCUCCUCUGGGCCCUGAGCAACUGCAACUCUCCCAGCAGAUGACUGACGGGCUCAUAGAUGACGACAGUCAGGCAUGCUGGGAUAUUGAGUUGUUCCUGUCCGAGUGGUGCAGCACAUCGCCUGAACUCAGUCCCUCCCUGGACCACAAUGUUGAGAUGUUGCAACAACAGCUGGACCCGGACAUAGUGUACCAGGCUGGAGGCAUGCUUAAAGACCGAGCGGAUCAGGAUCAGACGGAUGGGUGUCCGAUGGCUGAGUUCAUACUUCCGACGGCCCAACAGGAAGUGUACCACCAAUAUUACAAUAACGCCCCGGUAGGGCGGACGAAUGUAGACCCGUUUGGUUUCUCCCAGGAGAGACCCAUCCCACCGUGGGAGCAGAACCCGUAUUACCCCCCUCAGCAUCCUCCUUUGGUGCCUUUCCAUGAUGUCCGAUUGGUACCGAUCCAAGCUGCAACCUCUGACCCUCGACACUACAGCUACCCGCUUCACUUCAACCACAACGCCAGCCUUUUCUGUGACUACACCCGCAGCCAGCCUCAUCAACAAAGGGUCGGACCGCAGCCGCCCCCCGGUGGGGCGCAGGUGAAGCGCGGGCGACGGUCGACGGGGAAAAAGACGGCAGCCAUCCACGGCUGUGACUACCCCGGAUGCAGAAAGACCUACACGAAGAGCUCCCACCUCAAGGCUCACCAGUGUUCAUGGGAAGGCUGCAGCUGGAAGUUUGCCCGUUCUGAUGAGUUGACCCGUCACUACCGCACGGCAUUCAAUUUCUGCUCAAGUGAAGUAAACCACACCAAAGUUCACAUGUAA